CACUUCCAGUAGAUGAAAUCAUGAAAAUGCCUUGGCUGAAAUCGCUAAAACAAACCUUAUAAUGAUGAGUAAUACAACAAUUCCAUACUAUUACCUUAAGAAAAAAUAAUUUAUACGACUUUGAUUACCUUCGUCAUCCUUCGGCUGGGUUUGCGACCUAUACUCAGGUGUGACUUUAAAAAAAAAAAUUAAAAUAUAUAAAUAUAAUUUCACGUUUGAUAUUUUCACAGACAGCCGCUAGAGGGCACUCUAGGCUUGUGUACCAGUAUCAGCAACUCCUGGACCACUAAAAAUUGACAUGCUCGUUAUGUUCACACUGACAGCCGCUAGAGGGCACUGGUGCGACUUAUACUCCAGAGCGACGAAUACGGAAAAUACUGUAGUUUUAAUUACAGUCCUAUUCUGAAGAUUUACAUCAGUAUUAUUCCAUAUUUACACGUUUUUUUUCCUUCCUCUACUUUAUUUCUUGCAUAAAGACAUUUGUUUGAAAUUUUGGAAAUAGCUUUCACUCGGGUACAACGUUUUAAGUAAGAUAUGUCACACAAAUCUAUAAUCUAUUUCUUCUUUUUUGACUCCUUAAAACAUUGCAUUUUAUUACUACCUCUGCCUUAGGACGUGUGCCCAUGAAGUCGUCACCACUGGUCCUGCUAUUCCUAUUUGGCAUCCAGGAUGUAUUGAUAGGAGGUGGACUGGCCAAAGGUUCUGGGGCUGCCAACCACAAGACCGGACAGCAGAUGGCAAAUAAUCAAAGCACAGCUCAGUCACAGCAAUCCUCGGCGGACCGACUUUUUGAAAACCAUCUCUCACAGAAGCAUCAAAGGAGCAGUCACCACCGGAACAGGAAGAACCACCGUUCGACGUCACAAACCCAUGACAGGAGUCUAGCCGCGAAGCACCCUGCAUCUCUUGACCCUUCCAUCGCAAAGGUGGAUCACAAACUGUUUUUCAACCGACGUUACAAAUCUUCACCUCGUGUUGUGUUCAGCGAAGUUCUACCAACGUACAAUGCCCUCGAAGGUAAGGGCGACGACACUGAAGAGGUGAGGGGGCUGAGGAUAAGACGUAGAGCAGGAUUGCACACAAUGCACCGAGGAGUGUAUUCGGUGUGCGAAAGCAUGAAUACAUGGGUAGGUAACAUGACCCGAGCCACAGAUAUAGCUGGCAAUGAGGUAACGGUGCUACCAAAUGUUACAAUCAACAACGUGGUCAAGAAACAGUUUUUUUUUGAGACCACCUGCCGAUAUACGAAGAGCGAGGGAAAUUCGAAGGCAGGCUGGGUUGGUGCGGGCCUUCGCAAACCGGGCCGCAAACCAACCAACGCGGGCUGUCUUGGCAUCGAUAGUCGCCACUGGAACUCCUACUGCACUAACACACACAUUUUUGUUAGUGCUCUGACCAUCUUCAAAGAACGGACAGCCUGGCGUUUUAUCCGCAUCAACGCGGCUUGUGUGUGUGUCCUUAGUCGGAAGUCUUGGUCAGGACGACUGCCACACUGACUGACUACUACGCUACUAGCAACCACACACACUUUUCCUAACAGGUCACUGCACAUUUGAAUAGUAUCGUCCUAUAAACCACUAAUUAACAGUUCAACAGCCUUAUCUGUCUGACCUCUUGGCCCCUGACCCUACCUCAGUCCAAAGACAAUCCAGUUUGUUUUAAGUUAUAAAGCCAAGCAAUACAUAUUUAUAGUUUAUGCAGUCAAACAUAUACAUACACACACUUAUAUACAUAUACACACACAUAUAUGUGUAUAUACAGUAUAUAUAAUCAAAGCAAUAUCUAUUAUGUUUUCUAUUGUCAAUGCUGUUAUUUAUUAAACAGUCAGGGUUUUUUUUUCACAGAAACAUGGUAUCUGUUUGUUUUUUUCACAUGCUCACCAUAACAAAAAGUGACGUUUGGGAGUGGCACUUUGGCCCAGAGGCAAUGUCUCUGUCAUUAGGGUGGAACCCCAGGGUUCACCUCCUGGGCAAGUUUGAAUCCCGGUUAGGG
This is a messenger RNA of Cynoglossus semilaevis (tongue sole), 1992 nucleotides long. RefSeq names its product nerve growth factor-like. Bases 624 to 1496 code for a protein of 290 amino acids. The record is from RefSeq and is a predicted model, not a curated record. NCBI's taxonomy places the organism in Eukaryota, Metazoa, Chordata, Actinopteri, Pleuronectiformes, Cynoglossidae. The transcript has 2 exons. Gene Ontology annotation, biological process: nerve growth factor signaling pathway; negative regulation of neuron apoptotic process; nerve development. Gene Ontology annotation, molecular function: nerve growth factor receptor binding; growth factor activity. Gene Ontology annotation, cellular component: synaptic vesicle; dendrite; axon.